Molecule: messenger RNA, 957 nt
Organism: Emiliania huxleyi CCMP1516
Lineage: Eukaryota; Haptophyta; Isochrysidales; Noelaerhabdaceae
Exons: 6
Coding region: 1-957 (318 amino acids)
Molecular function (GO): ATP hydrolysis activity; ATP binding
Source: RefSeq, a predicted model, not a curated record
AUGGCGGCCUUCUCUCUCUCCGACGUCCGCUUCGCGUACGCGACCACCUCUCCCGCCGUGCUGUCCAACGUCACGCUCGAGGUCGCGCCGCGCUCGCGCGUCGUGCUCGUGGGAGCCAACGGCGCCGGCAAGUCGACGCUGCUGCGUCUAGUCGCGGGCCGUCGCCGUGCGAGCGGCGGUUCCGCGCGCACGCUGGGCGGCGACGCCUUUGAGUGCACCACCAACGCGCUCCGCGUCAACCUCGUCACCGCCGACUGGGAGUCGGACCUCACGCUGCCCGUCUCCCGGCUCGUCGCUGGCGCCGUGAGGGCGAGCGGCGCCUCGGUGCCGCGCGUCUCGCGUCUGAUCGAGGCGCUCGGAGUGGAGGAGCUGCUGGAGAAGGAGCUCCACUCCCUCUCGGACGGGCAGCAGCGCCGCGUGCAGCUCUUCUGCAAGCUGCUGCCCGAGCGUGAUCUCGCGACCAACUCGCUCGACGUCCUCUCCCGCGCCGCGCUGCUCUCCUUCCUGCGCGAGGAGAGCGAGGGUCGAGGCGCGACGGUCGUCUUCGCGACGCACAUCUUUGACGGCUUGGACGGCUGGGCCACGGAUCUCGUCCAUCUCGACGGCGGCAUGCUGCUUCGCCACUUGCCAGCCGCCUCUCUCGCCCGCGCCUCGCUGCACGCCACGGAGCGGCGCCGUGCGGGUGACGCCGCGGGAAGGCGCACCACAGACGACCUCGCGCGCAGCCUCGUCGCGGCCGCCACGGCGGCCGUCAGCGAGGCGCACGCGGCGGCGGAGUGGUCUGCCGCGCUGAAGCGCUCUCGCCCCGCGCCGGCAGAGGAUGCUGCGGCGUCGACCAAGGCGGCGUCUGCGAUGCAACCCAAGGCGCCCCCGAUGCCCGCCGCCGCCCAGCGUAUCGCGCCCGUCCUCCAGGGGGCGCUCGGCGCGCUGAGCGCAGCAGGCACUACAGAUGUUUGA